Molecule: messenger RNA, 692 nt
Organism: Jaminaea rosea
Lineage: Eukaryota; Fungi; Basidiomycota; Exobasidiomycetes; Microstromatales
Exons: 1
Coding region: 281-634 (117 amino acids)
Source: RefSeq, a predicted model, not a curated record
GGCUUCGGCACGCGUUGACAGCGUAUGUCUACCUGCGCAUUUUGUUGAGGCGGCAUCACGCCUCACUGCUUACUGUACAGACUAUCAGCGCAUGUCGACUUUCUGGAAAAGCUAUUUGGCAUUGCUACGGAGCACGUAGAGGUAGCGCGAGAGAGAACGACAGGAUACAGCGUAGUUGCAGGCCGAAGGAGAGAGGGAUAAUGUUAUCGUUGCAAAUCCACAGAAACGUAAUCCUAGACAUAAUUAUGUGCAAGAAGACGAGGAGGUGGUGUCCGAUUUCAUGACUGGCUGGCUGACUGAUGAACUGUCGUGUGGCCCGCUGACACUUUACAGGAGCGAGCCUCCAACGACAAUAGCGAAGAGCGUGGCCGCUCCAGCCGAGAGGAGGAGUGCACCAGUGUGUGCGGAGCGCGAGGCGCCCGACGCGUUACUGCCGCUGAGGGAGUUGGUGCCCGUCGUCAGGGAGGGCUGUGUCGAGGUAACGAAAGCGGUCGAUGUCGAGCGGUUCGAGGAGGAAGGUGUGGAUGCGGCGGCGGAAGAGGGGAGGGGAGAAGAGGAAGUUGGCGCAGCGGCGGCAGCAGGGGAGGAAGAUGAGGGUGUCAGAUUCUAUGUUCGAGGGUUAGGAGAAAGGUGAUGGAAAGCGCUUCGUCAGGCGAAUGUGCUUUUGCUCGCAGCCACUUGAGCCUGGCACC